GCCGCCACACACACGCAACACACAAAGAACAAGAAUGGACAGUACCCAGCCCCUCCUCCUUCCGCGGUCCGACGGCGUCGUCCCCGGCGUCGUGGACUUCCGCGGCGGCCCCGCGUCGCGCGCCUCCACCGGCCGAUGGUCGGCCGCGAUGUUUGUUCUCGGUGUGGAGAUCGCCGAGAGGUUCGCGUACCACGGCGUGUCGGCGAACCUCAUCAGCUACCUGACGGGCCCGCUGGGGGAGUCGACGGCCGGCGCGGCGGCGGCCAUCAACGCGUGGAGCGGCGUCGCCACGAUGCUGCCGCUGCUGGUGGCGUGCGUCGCCGACGCCUGGCUCGGGAGGUUCCGCACCAUCGUGCUCGCCUCCAUCCUCUUCGUCCUGAGCAUGGGCAUGCUGACCCUCUCCUCGUCGCUCCCGGCGUUCCACUCCGACGGCUGCGGCAGCUUCUUCACCACGCACGCGGCCAACUGCACCCCGUCCCCGGUGCAGGUGGCCAUCUUCUACGUCUCCCUCUACCUGGUGGCGCUGGCGGAGGCCGGGCACAAGCCCUGCGCGCAGGCGUUCGGCGCGGACCAGUUCGACCAGGGCCACCGCGAGGAGUCCGUUGCCCGGAGCUCCUUCUUCAACUGGUGGUACUUCGGGAUGUGCUCCGGCACCGCCGCCACCACCGUCAUCUCCAGCUACAUCCAGGACAACAUCGGCUGGGGCCUCGGCUUCGGCAUCCCCUGCCUCGUCAUGGUCGUCGCGCUCGCCAUGUUCCUGCUCGGCACGCGCAGGUACCGCUACUACACCUCCACGCAGUCCAGCCCCUUCGCGCGCCUCGCCAGGGCCUUCGUCGCGCUCCUCACAGGCUCCAAGUCCGGCCACGACGACGCCGAGUUCAGCGCCGAGCACCGGGAGGAGGUCAGCGGCCUGCUGCGGCUCUUCCCCAUCUGGGCGACCUGCAUCAUCUACGCCGUCAUCUUCUCCCAGUCCUCCACGUUCUUCACGAAGCAGGCCGGCACGCUGGACCGGAGGAUCGGGGCCACGUUCCAGGUGCCGCCGGCGGCGCUGCAGACGUUCAUCAGCCUCACCAUCAUGACCUUCAUCCCGGUCUACGACCGGCUCUUCGUCCCCGCCGCGCGCCGGUUCACGCGCCUCUCCUCCGGCAUCACCAUGCUGCAGAGGAUCGGGACCGGCCUCGUCCUCGCGAUGGUGGCCAUGGCCGUGGCCGCGCUCGUCGAGGCGAAGCGGCUCGGCGUGGCGAGGGACGCCGGGCUCGUGGACCAGCCCAAGGUGCCGCUGCCGAUGAGCCUGUGGUGGAUGGUGCCGCAGUACGUGCUGUUCGGCCUCUCCGACGUCUUCGCCAUGAUCGGGCUGCAGGAGUUCUUCUACGACCAGGUCCCCGACGCGCUGCGCAGCAUCGGCCUCGCCUUCUUCCUCAGCAUCUUCGGGGUGGGCCACUUCCUCAGCAGCUUCCUCAUCUCCGCCAUCGACGGCGCCACCCAGAAGAGCGGCGGCGAGAGCUGGUUCGCCAACAACCUCAACCGCGCGCACCUCGACUACUUCUACUGGCUCCUCGCCGGGCUCUGCGCCGUGGAGCUCGUCGCGUUCGUCGUCGUCUCGCGCGUUUAUGUGUACAAGAAGAGGGUAUCUCAUCAUGACAAUAAUGUUGCUGUCAUGUAGAUUACAGAUUUCAUACAUAGAGCUUUUGUAAGGUGUUAGUAAUUCCUUGUGAUGUAGGAGUAUGUAUAGACGUAUAUAGCGUUACACCUACAGAAAUCUGUACCGCCCUCAUGUGUUUCGUGCACAUAUCCAAAUGAAUCAAAUGACCACUUUGUACAAAAA
Messenger RNA from Lolium rigidum, 1825 nucleotides. Its product is annotated as protein NRT1/ PTR FAMILY 5.10-like. Gene Ontology annotation, molecular function: transmembrane transporter activity. Lineage: Eukaryota; Viridiplantae; Streptophyta; Magnoliopsida; Poales; Poaceae. Gene Ontology annotation, biological process: transmembrane transport. The record is from RefSeq and is a predicted model, not a curated record. Gene Ontology annotation, cellular component: membrane. The transcript has 3 exons. The coding region runs from base 35 to 1663 and encodes 542 amino acids.